Molecule: messenger RNA, 1902 nt
Organism: Mustela erminea (ermine)
Lineage: Eukaryota; Metazoa; Chordata; Mammalia; Carnivora; Mustelidae
Gene: TRABD
Product: TraB domain containing
Exons: 10
Coding region: 135-1268 (377 amino acids)
Source: RefSeq, a predicted model, not a curated record
CCGUCCGGCCGCUCCGCCCCCGGUCCCGGCCCCGGUCCGCCCCGUCCGGUGGGGCGACUGGCCGCAUGGAGGCCGGCUGAGGAGCGCCGCCCCGCCUCGGCUUCGCUCAACGGUGCAGGAGCCGCUCCCCAGCCAUGGAGGGGGAGGAGAAGCAGCCACCCCAGGAGGCUGACACGGAACCUGUUGUGACAGUGGGGGCUUCAGAGGUGGUGCCCAGGGUGCUUUCUGGAGAAUCCCAGAACCUGUCCGACGCGGACGCGCUGACCCUCCUCCUGGAGAUGAAGCUGCGGCGGCGGCGAGAGCGGCCCAGCCUGCCGCGCACGGUGACCGAGCUGGUGGCCGAGGACGGGAGCAGGGUGUACGUGGUGGGCACGGCCCACUUCAGCGACGACAGCAGGCAGGACGUGGUGAAGACCAUCCGGGAAGUGCAGCCUGACGUGGUGGUCGUGGAGCUCUGCCAGUACCGCGUGUCCAUGCUGAAGAUGGACGAGGGCGCGCUGCUCCGGGAGGCCAAGGAGAUCAGCCUGGAGAAGCUGCAGCAGGCCGUGAGGCAGAACGGGGUCAUGUCCGGACUCAUGCAGAUGCUGCUGCUCAAAGUGUCCGCCCACAUCACCGAGCAGCUGGGCAUGGCUCCUGGUGGCGAGUUCAGGGAGGCCUUCAAGGAGGCCAGCAAGGUGCCUUUCUGCAAGUUCCACCUGGGCGACCGGCCCAUCCCCGUCACCUUCAAGAGGGCCAUCGCGGCGCUGUCCUUCUGGCAGAAAGUGAAGCUGGCCUGGGGCCUGUGCUUCCUGUCAGACCCCAUCAGCAAGGACGACGUGGAGCGCUGCAAGCAGAAGGACCUGCUGGAGCAGAUGAUGGCGGACAUGAUCGGCGAGUUCCCCGACCUGCACCGCACCAUCGUCUCCGAGCGCGACGUCUACCUGACCUACAUGCUGCGGCAGGCGGCCCGGCGCCUCGAGCUGCCGCGCGCCUCCGACGCUGAGCCCAGGAAGUGCGUCCCGUCCGUGGUGGUGGGCGUCGUGGGCAUGGGCCACGUCCCGGGCAUCGAGAAGAACUGGACCACGGACCUCAACAUCCAGGAGAUCAUGACCGUCCCCCCGCCGUCCAUCUCCGGCAGAGUGUCCCGGCUGGCCAUGAAGGCUGCCUUCGUGGGCCUGCUGGGCUACGGCCUCUACUGGAUGGGACGCCGCGCCACCAGCCUGGUCCUGUCGCUGCCUGUCGCUCAGUACUGUCUGCAGAGGGUGUCCUCAGCCCGGCCGCACAAAUAGGAGGGACCAGCACGGCAGGGGACCACCCCCCAUCCCCCCCAGGAGCUCUGGGUGCCACCCCCCGUGGGGGUCCAGGCCCAGCCACCCCUGCCCUCCCCCAACCCGCCCAAAUAAAGAAUUAUUUAACUGCUCUGAGCUCAGGCUUCCCAGCAGCCCCUCCCCCACCCCAUCGCUGGCCCCUGCAGGGCCCCCUCACGGGGUUCUCAGGGCGUCAGGACCAGCUGGCGGGGGAGGGGCCGAGGUGGGCACGGCCAGUCCUCCCCUACCUCACUGUGCCUUCUCCUGGGCUGGCCGCAGGAGCCCCGGCCCAGGCACACCCGGCGGAGGGGUCUGGGCCAUCGGGCUCCCGGCCGGCAUGUCUGGGAAGGGCCGGAGCCGCUCCGUGGUGGUUCCGGGGAGCGUCCCUCCCUGCGGGGCAGCCGGGCCGAUCUUGCUCCCACGGACAUGCACCGUGGCCUGUGGAGAUUGUGUUUUUGGCUUUUAAAAAUGUCUGAAGUUUUUUUUACUCAGGUAAUUUUAACUUAAAGUGAACUGAAGCAAACGUCAGGAAAUAACGAGCCUUAAAUCUGAUCGGGACAAAGAGGAUGUCUUGGCUGGGGGUCGGGGUGGGGGCGCCGGUGAGCCUGGGGAAGGG